This is a messenger RNA of Oldenlandia corymbosa var. corymbosa, 2391 nucleotides long. The record is from the annotation of a GenBank genome assembly. NCBI's taxonomy places the organism in Eukaryota, Viridiplantae, Streptophyta, Magnoliopsida, Gentianales, Rubiaceae.
AUGUAUGGAAAUCAGAUGUAUGCUGAAAACCUUAAGCGGCAGCAGCAAUGUUCCGGUACAAACGACGUUGCGAGUAUUUUAGAGCUCUAUUUCCCCCAAAUCGACUUCUCUACGCCGGACUCCAAGUUAAUAGUUCAAUUAACGUCCCAACUGACAAAAUUCUUCUCCAUUUUGCCCGGCGAAAACAUAAUCUCACAGGUCAAAAGUGAUGAUGGUUUAUGCUUCCUAUCCCUUGACUUCCAGCAAUUUAGAAAAAUUUGUCAGAUUAAAGAACUCUAUGAAGCAUUGGAAGAAAAGCCUAAAGAUACUCUCUCAUGUAUCAGUGCUGCAUUGCACAAGGUUCUGUUUAUGAAAUCGAACUCUAAAAAGCUGGACGAAUUCACAAAGAUCAACAUCCGCCUGCAUAACUAUCCUGAAUCCAUGAUUGCAUUGAAGAAUCUAAAAGCCGCUUAUAUUGACAGGCUUGUAUCUGUGCGUGGCACUGUUGUGAAAGUUAGCACAGUGAGGCCUCUGGUUCUGCAAAUGAGUUUUGUCUGUACUGGUUGUGGAGAAAACAUAACUCGCGACUUUCCAGAUGGAAAAUUUUCACCUCCUUCAAGUUGUGUGAUUCAAGGUUGCAAAAGUAAGAGUUUUGAACCAGUAAGAUCUUCUGCUCGACCUGUUGACUUUCAAAAAAUAAGAAUCCAGGAACUGCUAAACAAUGAACGUUACGAAGAAGGGAGGGUGCCUAGGACUGUUGAAUGUGAAUUGACAGAAGAUAUUGUAGAUGCAUGCAUUCCUGGGGACAUUGUCACUGUAACUGGUAUCAUAAGGAUGAUCAACAAUUACAUGGAUAUUGGAGGAGGAAAAUCGAAAAGCAAGAACCAGGGACUGUACUACUUGUACCUUGAAGCUGUUUCAAUAAAGAAUUCCAAGUCUCCGUCGACGCCAGGGGAUUGUCAAGAUGCUAUAAUUGAUGCUAGAGCAACACAAGUGUUUGAAUUAUUCUCAUUUUCUCCGAAAGAUCUGGAAUUCAUUGUGAAUUUUUCUGAGGAAUACGGUUCGGGGUUAUUUAGGCAAAUUCUUCAAUCCAUUUGUCCUUCAAUCUAUGGGCAUGAGCUUGUUAAAGCGGGAAUCACUUUAGCACUGUUUGGAGGGGUCCAAAAGCAUUCGAUGGAUCAGAAUAAAGUGCCUGUCAGAGGUGACAUCCAUGUAAUAAUUGUUGGUGAUCCUGGCAUGGGAAAAAGUCAGCUACUCCAAGCAGCAGCUUCUGUUUGUCCUCGUGGCAUAUAUGUAUGUGGUAAUGCAACAACUAAUGCCGGCCUAACUGUUGCUGUGGUGAAGGAUCCGGUAACUGGUGACUAUGCUUUUGAGGCAGGUGCCAUGGUACUUGCAGAUCGUGGUUUGUGUUGUAUUGAUGAGUUUGACAAAAUGUCGGCUGAGCAUCAGGCUCUUUUAGAAGCUAUGGAACAACAGUGUGUUUCUGUUGCAAAAGCAGGACUGGUGGCUAGCUUGUCAGCUCGAACGUCAGUUUUAGCUGCCGCAAACCCUGCUGGGGGUCAUUAUAACCGUGCUAAAACUGUGAAUGAGAACUUGAAAAUGAAUGGUGCUCUGCUUUCAAGGUUUGAUCUGGUUUUCAUAUUACUCGAUAAGCCUGAUGAACUACUGGACAAGCGGCUUUCGGAGCACAUUAUGUCACUUCAUACUGGAAAUGGACAAAGUUCACCUGCAGCCAAGAGGAUAUGCUCAGAUUCACAAGAUGUUAGAGGCAUGAAUCUGACUUCCAGGAGUGGAACUUUAGCUGCUAGGUUGAGGAUUGACCCAAAGGACACAGAUUUUGUUCCAUUGCCUGGUUCUCUUCUCAGGAAGUAUAUUGCUUAUGCACGAACAUACGUGUUCCCCAGGAUGACAAAACCAGCAGCUGAAAUCCUGCAGAAGUUUUACCUACAAUUAAGAGAUCACAACACAUCUGCUGAUGGCACACCAAUAACAGCAAGGCAACUUGAAAGUCUUGUACGGCUGGCAGAAGCUCGAGCUAGAGUGGAUUUAAGAGAAGAAAUUACCAUUCAAGAUGCCAUGGAAGUUGUAGAGAUAAUGAAAGAAUCUUUGUAUGAUAAGUAUGUUGAUGAACAUGGCCUUGUGGAUUUUGGGCGAAGUGGUGGAAUGAGCCAACAGAAAGAAGCAAAACGGUUUUUAAAUGCCCUAAACAAGCAAUCAGAUUUACAGCAAAAGGACUGCUUUACUAUAUCUGAAUUAUAUGGUUUGGCUGACAGGAUUUCACUAAGAGUUCCAGAUAUAGACACAUUCAUUGACAACUUGAAUAGUGUUGGUUAUUUGAUAAAGAAGGGACCAAAGACGUAUCAGGUGCUAUCAUCAUCUUAUUCACAGUCAUCAUCAAAAGCAAGGGGCUAA